Molecule: messenger RNA, 1698 nt
Organism: Pichia kudriavzevii
Lineage: Eukaryota; Fungi; Ascomycota; Pichiomycetes; Pichiales; Pichiaceae
Exons: 1
Coding region: 1-1698 (565 amino acids)
Biological process (GO): clathrin-dependent endocytosis; intracellular protein transport
Cellular component (GO): cytoplasmic vesicle; AP-2 adaptor complex
Molecular function (GO): clathrin-cargo adaptor activity
Source: RefSeq, a predicted model, not a curated record
AUGGCAGCCAUCUUCAUCCUAGAUAGUGAGUUCAAUCUCUUGCUCCAACGACAAUAUCAAUAUGAUUUGGAUGUACACGCAAUCGUGCAAGGGUUUAAAGCGGCAGUGUUGAAUUCGCAUCCUUUUGAUUCACCUGUACUAACCAAUAAGGGAAUAACUUACAUACACUUGAAGAAACACAAGGUGAUUUUCAUGAUACCUGCCUUCUCAGAUAUAAACUUGAUACUCUACAUGACAUACUUGGAUAAAUUCAGUGAACUACUAACAAAGUAUUUUCUACAUUAUAAAAUGAUUAAAACACCUCUGAUAACAGCAGAUUUGGUGAAGGACAAUUUCAUACUCAUCUAUGAAUUGUUUGAUGAAUGUAUGGAUUUUGGGAUCCCCCAGUUGACGGAAUUUUCAAUUUUGAAAGAUUACAUCAAAACAAUGAUAAAACCAGAGGACUACCUCGAUGCAUCACAUGUUACCGAAGAAAUCGACUUAAUGGAGAAGCAGGUUGAAACCGAAAUCAAUUCGUCUAUUUCGAGGACGGCAACUACAAAAGUCUCCUGGAGACCAAAGGGUAUCUUCUAUAACAAAAAUGAGUUUUUUAUUAAUUUUGAAGAGAAUUUGAAAUUCAAGUAUAAUCAUAAAAUCCAUAAGGUUGUUAGAAAUGAAAUUAUUGGUGAUAUCAAAUGCAAGUCAUAUUUAUCUGGAAUGCCUGAUUUGAAGCUAGGUUUAAAUGAAACAUUUGAAGAUGGGAAGUCCAUUUUCAAUAAUAUCCAGUACCAUCAAUGCGUAGAUUUAAACAAAAUCAGUGGCAAAACAAUUCAAUUUGUACCACCCGACGGGGAGUUUGAUCUCUUAAACUACCAAAUAAUCGACACAAAUGUUUUACAACCACCAAUACUUGUAAAACCAAUAUAUCGAAUAUACAGCAGAAAUGGGAACUACAAGCUUCGAAUCAAAGUGGAGAUGAUAACUACGUUUAAGAGAAAGUUUAGUAUGAGUGAUGUACACAUACGCAUACCCUUAAUAAUUAGACAUCCUGUUCUUUACAUUGAUUUCAAUAAGCCAAUGAAAUUUAAAACAAAACUAGGUGCUGUCAUUCACAGUUUAGACGAUGAGUGCAUUGUUUGGAAUGUUGAGAAGAUCCAGGGAACUAUGAGGGGUGAAAUGAUGGCAGAGUUUGACCUUUUACAAGAGAAGCUGCUCAUUACCAAAUACCACGAAAACAAGGAUCGUGGAAGGCAAGAGAGAAAUGACUUAUUUUAUUUUGAGCUCGGGUCGGAGUUUGACAAAGUCGGAAAAGGUCUGAUAUCGACAAACAAAAGAAAUAACAAGAACUAUAUAGAAAACGAUAGGGUUGUACUUGUUGAGUUCACUUUACGAAACAUGCUAUACUCAGGACUUAAGGUGAAUUUCUUAACAAUCAAGGAAGACCAACUUAAGAUGCAAUCAUUUCCCUGGAUCAUGUACUCAGUUCAAUGCAAAAACGACGACUACUCGUUUGUUUUGGGUGAAGAUGGGUUCACCGAUGACAUUGAUCCUGAAGAAAACAAAAAGCUAAAAGAAAACGGGAAAUGGACAGGCGAUAUGCCCAGUGACGAAAACCAGGACAAGGGACCUAUAGACGAAGAGCCACAUUUCGAUUUCUCUACAGCACUAGAUCAUGGACCGGUUGACAUAGAGCCUGGUUUUGAUGAGUAUAUGGAGUAA